AUGGGAAGCGGUUCCUCUUCUUCUUCUUCAUCGAGUGGUACUGCACCAAAUCUGCAUGUUCUUGCAGUGGAUGAUAGCCAUGUGGAUAGGAAGGUCAUUGAGAAGUUACUGAAGAUUUCUUGUUGUAAAGUGACCGCUGUGGAAAGUGGGAGGAGGGCUCUGCAAUAUCUGGGCUUGGAUCAGUUGGAUGGAGACAAAAGCCCUGUUGAAUUUGAUGGAUUGAAGGUUAAUCUUAUAAUGACAGAUUAUUCCAUGCCUGGGAUGACUGGAUACGAACUUCUUAAAGAGAUUAAGGGUUCAUCAAGGUUAAGAGAAAUACCAGUGGUGAUAAUGUCAUCGGAAAACAUUUUGGGUCGAAUUGACAGGUGUAUGGAGGAAGGUGCUAAAGAGUUUCUUGUAAAACCAGUUAAGCUAUCGGAUGUGAGGAGAUUGACAGAUUUCAUACUACAAGGUGACGAGGAUCAUCAAAAGGUGGGAUCCCGUAAGAGAAAACUUUGGGAUGUUCCACGAUCAUGGUUUUCCACCUCUUGCCAGUGA
Fraxinus pennsylvanica is the source of this 537-nucleotide messenger RNA. Lineage: Eukaryota; Viridiplantae; Streptophyta; Magnoliopsida; Lamiales; Oleaceae. The record is from the annotation of a GenBank genome assembly.